Messenger RNA from Trametes versicolor FP-101664 SS1, 3057 nucleotides. RefSeq lists its product as uncharacterized. Bases 1 to 3057 code for a protein of 1018 amino acids. The record is from RefSeq and is a predicted model, not a curated record. NCBI's taxonomy places the organism in Eukaryota, Fungi, Basidiomycota, Agaricomycetes, Polyporales, Polyporaceae. The transcript is spliced from 9 exons.
AUGCCUAAGAGCAAGAUCUACCGCUUCCGCCCUCGUACACUUGUUUGCCCGCACGCGUCCGCCACCGGUUGCAAACAGCUCUUCUCUGACCGCUCAGGGCUCACUAGACAUGUCAACUCCGCUCAUCGUCGACCACCAUCUACGCUGCCGCGCGGUGAUGAUGCGAUUGCGGCGCCAGCACGGAACGAUUUGGACAGUGCAGUAGAUGGUCUUCCGCCAGCAUUCGCCGGUAUGUUUUCACCGGACGAGGAUGCGGAGAUUGCCCGACCACCUCAAGGGGACGCUGCACCAAGCGGCUGCACUCAGACUGGCAAGGAGCGGGUAGAAUACCAUCCAUACCUCAAUGGUUGCAUAUGUGACAAGGAUGGCAACUUCCUUCCUGACGGGACUGCUGCAUCCCCGCCUCCCGAGAGGAAUCCCCACGACUUCAGCCCAUUCAACAGUCGCAUCGACUUCGAGAUCGCCGAUUUCCUCUAUCGGCGCGCAGAGAUGUCCGGUGGCAAGAUCGACGAGCUCAUGCAGCUAUGGGCAUGUACGCUGCCGGAAGAUCUCGAUCCCCCUUUUGCGAACCACCGCCACCUCUACGACACGAUUGACGCGUCCUCUCAGGGAGAAGUUCCGUGGCAGAGCUUCUCUGUCACUUACAAUGGUGACAUUCCAAAUGGCGCUAUGCCGUCGUGGAUGGUGCGCGAAUACGACGUCUGGUUCCGUGAUCCCCGGCAAGUUCUCCGCAAUCAGAUCGGAAAUCCUGACUUCUCCGGGGCAUACGAUCACACCCCGAAGCGCGUUUUUCUUGCCAACGGACAGCGCCAGUACAAGGAUUUUAUGUCAGGCGACUGGGCUUGGAAUCAGGCGGACAUUCUUGCUCAAGACCCGGGCAUGCACGGGGCUGCGCUAUGUGCGACGAUCCUCGGAAGUGACAAGACAACGGUUUCUGUUGCGACGGGACAGAAUGAGUAUUACCCAUUAUAUGCGUCGAACGGCGGGAUCACAAAUAGUAUGCGUCGCGCUCACCGCAACGGGAUCACUCUGAUUGGUUUCCUUGCUAUCCCGAAGACUGAUCGACAGUACCAGAACAGUGUCACAUUCCGCAAGUUCCGCAAGGAGCUCUUCCACACGUCCCUCCGCUUCAUCCUUCAGUCUCUUCGCGAUGCUAUGACGGACUACGAGGUUGUGAGAUGUGCAGACGGACACUACCGGCGUAUUGUGUUUUCACUUGGACCCUACAUUGCGGAUUAUCCGGAACAAGUACUGUUGUCCUGUGUGGUACAAGGAUGGUGUCCUCGAUGUAUUGCACCGCCGACAGAUCUGGAUACCGAGCAAGCUCCACGCCGGUCGCAUUCACAUACUGAAGCCCUCCUGGAAGGGUUACAUCCAAAAAUGUUAUGGGACGACUACGGAAUAGUCCCAGAUCUAAUGCCCUUUACCGCGGACUUCCCUCGCGCGGACAUCCAUGAGUUGCUGUCGCCUGAUCUCCUGCAUCAGGUAAUUAAGGGGACGUUCAAGGAUCAUCUGGUCACCUGGGUUGAGGAGUACUUAAUCCAAGUCCACGGGAAGACGGGUGCGGCUACAAUCAUGGCGGACAUUGAUCGACGAAUCGCAGCGGUUCCGAGCUUUCCUGGGUUGCGAAGGUUUCCGGAGGGCCGUGGAUUCAAACAGUGGACAGGCGAUGACUCGAAAGCCCUCAUGAAGGUUUUCCUCCCUGCCAUAGCCGGUCAUGUCCCGGCGCAGAUGGUACGCGCUCUGAGCGCGUUCUUGGAGUUUUGCUAUCUGGUGCGACGCGACACAAUCAAUGAGGACACGCUCGCCGCCAUCGACGAAGCUCUGGCAUGCUUCCACCGCGAGCGCGUCAUCUUUGAGACGGUUGGGGUCCGUCCAGAUGGUAUCUCGCUUCCUCGACAACAUGCUCUCAAACACUACCGACGUCUCAUUCAGCUCUUCGGCUCUCCAAAUGGUGUGUGCUCGUCGAUGAUGGAGGCCAAGCAUAUCACAGCCGUCAAGAAACCUUACCGUCGCUCUAGUCGGCACCAAGCACUCGGGCAAAUUAUCAAAAUCAACCAGCGACUCGACAAGCUGGCGGCAAUCCGCGUUGAUUUCACAGCUCGUGGGAUGCUCCAAGGGCCCUGUCCGCGCCUGCCACACUUCAUGAACCCGCACUCGGAGAUGCACGGACUCGACGAACAGGCCCCUUCGUGCCGCAGCAAUGCCGCUCCUGUUCUAGUCGAUGACGAAGAAGGCAUUGCACCGCCUGACCACGAUCAGCCUGGGGAUCCUGUGCCACCAGUCGAUGAACGCGAAGGCGAUGACGACCAUCCCCCGGACGCUGGGACUGAUGCAUCGGACAACUCGGACAUCAAUGUGAUGGCCGAAGUUGUACUCUCCAAACGAUCAAUUCCAGGCUUUCCAAAACAGGCGUUGGAGCUUGGCGAAGCCAUCGGGUUUGGCAUGCUGCCAGACUUGAUACGGUUCUUCCUCUACGAUCAACUCUCACCAAAUUCCGACGUUUCGGGAGCUGACGCCGGCCUCCUCCGCUGUCCAGUGUUCAACGGCAACAUAUCUGUAUAUCCUUCAGCGAUUGCGACAUACUAUGCGCCAAGUGAUCCCUCCGGCCAGCGUGGGAUGCACCACGAACGCAUCCGCUCGGUCGCCUCGUGGCGAGGCGGCCCGCCCCGACGCGACUGUGUUUUUGUUGCCAACACGGAUUCCGACGCCCCAGGCUUCCGUGGUCUACUGGUUGCACGAGUACAUCUGUUCUUUGCAUUCACAUUUCAGGAAGUUCGGUACCCAUGUGCCCUCAUCUCGUGGUUCUCCAUUGUCGGUGACGAGCCCGAUCAUGACACCGGUAUGUGGAUGGUUGAACCGGACCUCGAUAUCCACGACCAGCCUCUCAUGGCGGUCAUCCACCUGGACGCUAUCAUCAGAGGAGCUCACCUGAUCGGGUUUGCAGGUGAUGGACAUCUCCCGACGGGCAUCGGUCCCGAGCACUCGCUCGAUAUAUUCCGCACAUUCUAUGUAAAUAAAUACGCAGAUCAUCACUCUCAUGAAAUCGCAUUUUGA